This is a messenger RNA of Neltuma alba, 480 nucleotides long. RefSeq lists its product as uncharacterized. The coding region runs from base 1 to 480 and encodes 159 amino acids. NCBI's taxonomy places the organism in Eukaryota, Viridiplantae, Streptophyta, Magnoliopsida, Fabales, Fabaceae. The record is from RefSeq and is a predicted model, not a curated record. The transcript is spliced from 3 exons.
AUGGAAAGUGUGGUUGAUGAGGGAGGGCCAAAUGUGGGGAUAAGGAAAAUAACAUGGAAGUCAGGUGGUGAACGACGAGCCGUUGGUAGCUGUAGAGACUUAAACAGCGACUCAGUUAUAGAAGCUGAGAAGUUUGAUUUCUUAGAUGCUAGAUUGAUUUCUAUUUAUAGGAAGAGGAAUGAUAUGAAUUGGAUCAAGAAGCAGAAAGCUGCGAGGGACAAGAAAAAGGACAUGGCAUCUGAGGGAGCCUCCGGAUCAAAGCCGGCACACAAUGGCUGGUUGCUAUUCAGAAGGGAGUAUUUGGCGACAUUAGGUAACAGUGAUAUUAGAGGCAAACAAAAAAGAGAUGUUGUGUCAAGGGCAUGGAGAGCUUUGUCUGAUGAGGAGAGGAAGAGGUACACAGAGGAGGUGAAGAAAAGAAGGCCAGAAAAGAUUGAAGAGGAGAAAACAAAGAAAUAUGUACCAUCAUUUUUAACCUGA